AUGCAUUCGAAUAGUAAUACUUCGGACCCAUCGAACAAUGAUCAACACCACCACGAUAAUGGCACAACUUUUGAAGAAAUAAAGAAGUUAAGUUCUUCACCAACUCUAGCUCGAAAGGAAAAGGCACCUUCGCUUGGCACCUCUCCUUCAAACAAUAAUUCAAUAAUCCAAUACUUUAUUCGAAAGCGUUCAAAAAGUAUUGACCUCAAGGAAAGUAAAAGCAACCAUCGAGUCAUGAUGCCACUCCACUGUAUCCUCAAACACAAUUAUCAUGAAAAGAUUUUACGAGAAUCAACUAAUCCUUCUCUCCUCAAUCGUUCACUUUCUCUGGCGAAUCUAACCUCAAGUCCAAAUUCACCUCUCGUUCAAAGUCCAUCCUCUGAAAAUCAUCAACCUCCUCUCCUGAUUCAUUCUCCACGUGGUGGUAGAAGAGAUUCAGUUUCCUCAUCAGAUAGUUCAUCAACUGAAGAUUCUUCAUCCUCUUCAUUUGUUACUUCAUCAUCUGACAGUCAAUCCACACUGAAAUCACCACUUUCAAUGAAAGAAACAGAUUUUGGAAAUGUAAACUUUAUCAGAGAAACAUUUACUGAUUAUCUAUCUCAAACCAAAGUACUCGGCAUUAAACAAGCAAAUGUUAAAUUACUAUUUUUGGAUCAUUUUUAUGAAAUUUCGAGACCAUUCUCAAAGAAGGGAUUUGAAAAUGGAAAGGAGGUGAUUCGAUUGAUGGAACAGUUUUGUAAAUGUUUUGUGAAUUUUAGUAUUGAUAGUUAUAUAAUAGAUAUGGAGUUGAUUGAGGAGAAAAUUCAUUCGGGAGUUGAAUUUCCUUAUUUAAGUCACUUGUAUUCGAAUUCAAAUUUUGGACCUGUGAGACAUGAAGCUUUGGAAGCUGUCAUGAUUGAGGUUUGCAACAAGUUGUUAAAGAAACAAAAUCAAAAUACAGAAAUAGUCACAGGACAUGUCGAAACUGAACUAAUAACCAAAGAAGAAACUUUGCUUUUGAAAGAUGUAACAGAAAAAAUACAACUCGUAUGUGAAAUGUUCUAUACUGAGCUUCAGGAUGUCUUUUCCUAUUUUCAAGCUCACAAAAAGUAUAGAUCCAUGAUUAGUGUGUGGCUCAAGAAGGGCAUUGAUAAUCAAACUAUUCCACUUCAUGUACUCGAUCUUUACAAGAAGAAACUCGAAGGGGAUGAAAAGGCUCUCAAUACUUUCAAAUUUUCUGAUGAAGAUUUCAAGGCAAAGAAUAUCAUUGAUAAGGAUUGGAAUUUUGCCAAGUAUUUCUCUCAGGAUAUUUCCACUGAUUGGUACGUUUCGUGUAGAGAUGAGAAAUAUGUACAGUGGAGUACGAAAACUGAAUAUUCGUAUAAUGAUAAGGAUCUGAGAGCUUCAAAAUUGAUUGGAAAUUUGAAUUAUCCUCUCGAAAAGAUUGUAAAAUCAUUCAAUACUGAAAAACAUUUAGCUCAAUCAUUUACUAACGUGAAAUUUCAUGAGUAUAAUCCAAUUAAUGAAUCUAGCUCUUUGCAAAAGUAUCCAUCAGGAAUUUUAACGUCUAAAUUGAAAUUUGGACCACUUUUGAAGAAGAGAAGUGUUAAGGUAAUUUUCUCGACCAAAACGAAAUUUAUUGGAAAUGAAAUGUCAGAAUUUAUUCUAUUCUUCAAAAGUUGUGAUUAUCAGGAAUCAGGAAAGGACAUUCCAGUCACAGUAAUUGGAUGCAGAGUUUUUACAAAACUUGACAAGAAUCGAACAAGAUUCUUGCAAGUUCGAAUGGGUAAUCUGGGUGGAUUAUUGAAUACAUCUCUAAUUAUUCACAACAAGUUGUCAUUUAAAUUUGUUUCAUCACAACAAUUUUUUUUUUCAUUGAAGGAAUAUUUUAGGAAACACCUACCGCCACCUUAA
Naegleria gruberi is the source of this 1893-nucleotide messenger RNA. RefSeq lists its product as uncharacterized. The transcript has a single exon. NCBI's taxonomy places the organism in Eukaryota, Heterolobosea, Eutetramitea, Acrasida, Naegleriidae. The coding region runs from base 1 to 1893 and encodes 630 amino acids. The record is from RefSeq and is a predicted model, not a curated record.